GUGACUUGGCUCUCAGACUUCGUACACGCCGGUCGAUUCUCUUGAAAAUUCCGUCUAAAGUUGAUAAAAAUAAAAUAAAAAUUUGUUUAAAAUAAAGGAAAAUUUUGAAAUUUACAAAUUCUGAUACGGGAAAAUUCCAUUCAAAAUCAAAGAAAAGUCGAUACUCCGUUGAUGAAAAAUCUGGUCUGGUUUUGGCAGUGUUGAAAGAUAGGAAAAAAUUCUUGAAUAAAAUAAAAUCGGUCCGAAGAAAGGAACGGAAAAUAAAAUCGAAGUUGAAAAGAAAACCCCAGUUUUGUGUGUGAAGAAAAAAAAAACAUUUUGUGUGUUAAGGGGGUAAGUCUUUUUUUUCCGGAGUGACAGUUGACUGGUUCUUGCGCAUAAAUUGGAACGAGACAACAGCAACCGAGACAGUAAAACCAACGGCAUAGAUCAUCAAAAUUUAUAUUGCGUGAACGGGUGCGGCCAUUACAGACACAGUCCAAAAUUAAGACAUUUAAUAUUCAAUAUUUCAUAGAGCCUUGCUGUGUGAACGUGUCUUAAUACGCGACAAUUUCAUAAAUCCGAAAAUCCAUUAGAAAAACUUUAACUGGUCCCGGUAUCCAUUUGGGUGACGUGUGACUGUUGUAACGUUUGAAUACCGAAAAUCCCGACAAAACUAAUCCAUAGAAAAGGAUUCAAAUUUUGGAUUGUGUUUUUUGCGUGUGUGUGUCGGUAAUUAGUUGUCUGGCAAGUCGGUCAUGGGGGAUCCCAGCGGUGGUCCCAUUGAGGAAAAUGGUGGACAGAACGGUGAUAAUACGGAACCAUCCAGUCUCGUUGGAAUGGGACCACCGAGCCCAUUGACUGGAAGUUAUCUGUUGAUAAUCAUUGGCGAACCGCAUUCGGCCGAGCAUAAGGAUAUCAUCUUGCAGCGGCUUGUCAAAGGUUUGCUAUCUUGGGACUCCGUACAAACUCACGUCGAUUUGGAAGACGAGCUGAACACUAUUACAGUGCAUGCACCGGAAGGAGAAGAUGCCAGACAUGGUGAACGUCUAAUUCAAUAUGCCAGUGAAAAUUUAGUUACGGAAAUAUUAAUUCAUCCACAAUACAAUACUCUAAUACAAUGUAUGCGGAAUCUAUUAAGCAGCUUCACUAGGCAUAGACACAUUAUUCAUGCUGGAUAUACAUUUUCCGGAAAUGGAUCGUGGAUCUUACAGGAUGGCACAUUUUCUGUUUCGGAUUUUGCUGAAGCCUUUCAAGAACAUGACGUUCAACGAGUGUUGCGUGCCUAUCCAGAUACCGUUUCGAUGGACAUCCAUUGCGAUUCAUCGGCUGGACUCUGGAAUGUAUUGCCUGAUAAGAAUUAUGCUAAGACUUGUAAGAUUCGCAUCAAUCCGGUGGAUGUGUUGGAGUCGGGAAGUGAUCGGAUCAAAGCUUUUAUUGACUAUUUGGCGCCAAUGCUUAACCCUGCCAAUUUAAACGAUUUGUUGGAAAGUUCAGACGUUGUUGGCAAUAUUCGUUUCUCUCAUCCAACAUUGUACGUUUUUCCGGGUGGACAGGGUGAUGCUGCACUGUUCGGAAUAAAUGGAUUCAAUAUGCUGGUCGACGGUGGAUUCAAUCGGAAAGCAUGUUUUUGGAAUUUCGCCCGACAUUUGGAUCGUUUAGAUGCAGUUUUGAUGACUCGUAUCAACAAUAGCAAUAUUCAAGGCAUCGGUUCAGUGAUUGAACGUAAAGCUAGUUCACAUGUCUAUCCAGGCAUUGGCCAUUUCUUUUGCAACAUACCGGAACGUAGAGCCAUAUCAAGUCCCGAGGAGAAUAAAGACAAGGAUUCGCUGGUCAUUGAUCUGUUCGACAAAGGUCAGAAGCUGGUUUCCAAUCUGAAAUCCAUUAGCCUAAAGCCACAAAUGUGUUACCGCGAUGUUGAGCCGAUGAAUCUCUACCAUAAAGUUGGACACGGUACGCUUGACAUGUAUGUUAUCAGUCCAGGAAAAGAUUCGCGAGAGGUAAAAGAAUUUAUGCAAAAAUGGACGACCAACGAUCAGAAACUGUUCACGGCCAAGGACACCAAAGAUUUCCAAUUUCCACUACAAAAUCUGGUCUCAAUUUGUGCGCUGCUGGUGUGGCAACCGGCCAAUCCAGAAGAGACAAUUACCCGAAUACUGUUUCCGGGCAGCACACCGGAUUAUAAGAUAAUGGAAGGACUUGAAAAGAUCAAACAUCUCGAAUUUAUGAAAUAUCCCAUGUGCACAGCCAAAAAACUUGUUCCUAGCAUAUCAACUGCAACCAUAACGAAAAAAGUUCUAAAAUCGGCUAUCAAUGAAAAGUCUAUACCCGAGCCAAUCCUUCCGUCCAAGACGACCAAAUCUGAGAAGGACAACCAAGUCAUUGAUAAUAAAGUAAAAACCAAUCAAGACAACAGAGCCAAAGAAUCGAAAUUGAUCGAAGAGCAGACUGCUGACAAGAAAGCUCCGAUCAAAGCCAGACCAAAGAAAGUUAUACCGAAAAAGACCGACUCAUUGGACGAGAAACAGAAGGACGAUGUGAUUGAAAAUAAAGAGAAAGAUGACGAAACGAUCGAUAAACCACAGGUUGUGAUCAACGGAACUGAUAUUACAGAAACGGAACAGAAAGAUGAGACUGAUGUAACAGCAAAACCGAAGAAAAUUGAACCAAAGUCGAAAACUGAUACCAAAGUGACCGUUAAGUCACGAAUUGAUUCAAGGCCACCAAAAUCAAUGGACAAGAAAGUUGUUAAACGAGACGCUUCCGAAAAGAAGGAGGUUGGUAAACAAAGUCCCACGACAACGCCAAAGAAAACUUCCAGUGAUCCGAAACUAGCAAAUGGUGUACCGAAAGAGAAGGAAGUCAAACCAAGAAUUGUAAGCAGAGUGACAAAGUCAAGCCCGAGUAGUACACCAGCUAAGAGCACCAAAGAAGCAAACAAUCGCAAAGUGCUCGAAUCCAAGCAAAAGGCCAAGACUGUCAAGCGUGAAGUUGUGAAAACAAUUGAAAAGAAAGAAGAAAAAGUCGAGCGAAAGCCAAUUUCUCAUCGAACCAAAGGUAUUUCUCCAUCACGUCGCCCACCUGAUAGUCCAAAGAAAUCCAUUAAACCGAAGACGGAGAAAGAUAACAUCAUCCGGAAGGCUAAAUUGGAUAAAGGGGGAACCACUGAUUCCAGUUUGGUGUCAACGCCGAGUGCUGAUGAUACAUUAGCUAAAAAACUGGUAGAUGUUGCCAUCGUCGACGAUGUCGCUAAGCAACGAGAAUUAGACGAGCUGAAGGAAGAACAGGAAGCUGUUAGAGAAAUCGAAGAAGUAUUCAAACGUGAGGAAAAAUCAAAGAAGAAAGACGUGUCAGCUGAUCAUCGUGAGGUGGCCAUACAGGACAGCGCGACGGAAGCGGAAGAUGAUGAAGAGUAUCUAAUUAUCGAGAAGGAGGAAGUGGAACAGUACACGGAAGAUUCAAUCAAUGAACAAGAGAGCAGCAUGGCAAAGGAAGAAGAAAUGCAAAAACAUCAACGAGAUUCGCAGGAAUCGGAAAAGAAACGCAAAUCAAGUCUGCAGACUACAGAAGAAGAAAUUGAACCAAAGGAUGGAACUGAAGGUGAAGCAAAUGCCGCCGAGGAAGAUGGUGAUCAAGUUGAAGUCGUUGAACAAGAUAAAGAUGGUGACGACGUUCAACCGGAUUCGAUUGAGGAUGCAGCAGCUGUUAAUAAACUUGAGCCAGCAGAAGAAGAACAUAUCAAAGAAGAGGUUCAAGAGAUCAUCACUUCAGCAAAAGAAAUUGCUAAAAUCAAAUCAGAAUCGAAGGAAGAAGUGGCUAAAACCGAAGAGAUGUCCUCACCUACACCGGAGGAAAAAUUGAGCAGCACGAAGAAAACAAGUGACACCAAAGAUGAUUUGGUCCAGCCAGCAAAAGACGGUGAAGCGCCAAAUCUUCCAGAAAGCCAGCCAUUUUCAACAACGAUUGAAUCCGGGGCGACUACUGCUCCAACACUUCCUGAAGAUGAACGAAUUCCUUUGGAUGAAAUUAAGGAAGAUCUAGUCGUUGAGGAGAAGUACAUCAAAGAAGAAACAAAAGAAGCGAAGGAACCUGAAGCUCCCGUCAGUACAGUAUUGCAGAAAACCUAUGAACCGCUUGAACGUGCUGUACCAUCAAAAAUGCACUUUGACACAACGCAGCCCCAUUUGAGAGAUAUUGUAAAGACUCCAGACGAGGUUGCUGAUCUGCCUGUUCACGAGGAAGCCGACAUUGAAACGUAUGAAGGUUCGGAGGAAGCUAAAGACGACAAAAAAGCAGCAACCGAGAAGAAACCGAGUGAAACCACUAAGGAAGGAGAAACUGAAGUCGUUGGUACCGCAGAAGUGGAUCAUAAAAUGAAAAUUCCUAAUGGAUCCGUUGUCAACAAGGUAGAAAAUGAAAAAUUGGAACAGGAUUUAAUUGAGGAAGAAAAGAACAAAGAAGAGCAUGCUGCAGAGGAGAAAGAAGAAGACCAAGCUUCAAAGCCUGAAGAUGACAAACCCAUUUUCGACAAAAAGCCAGAAAUCACCGGAUUUAAAGAGAAGGACUCAACAAUGGCGAAAAAGGUAGAAUAUGCUGUCGAAGACCUAGGCAAAAAUUUCGAAACGAAAUUAAAGGACGUUACCCAGAAAGAGGAUAAAUCGCAAAGUGAAAAAGUGAAAGAAAUUGUUGCUAAGGAUAGUGAUAUUCAGCAGCAAGCCGACGAAACUACAGAAACAGACGUUCAGGUCGGUAAAGAAGACGAAAAACAAUCCCAAGAUGGCGCUGCUGAAGAACCAGAAUCAUUACCAAAAGAUGAUAUCAAAGACUUCGUCGAUCGAGCAGUUUCAGGUGUUUCUUCGUUCAUAGAGAGUACAUCGAAGGCUAUCACUGAUAAAGUUGAGUCAUUGGUUGAAUCUGCUAUUAUUGGUGGAGAGACCGAAACUGAAUCGAAAGAAAUUGCUGUCGAUAAAGAAGAAUUCAAGGAAGUGUUCGACUACAGUCAUCCUUACGGAUUGAAAACAUUCCCAACCGAACUACGCGAAACACACAUAACAACUCUAGAUUCACCAGUUGCUGAAAAAGACAAGAUCAUCGACUUGAAAAUACUUGACAAACUACCAGAAGCCAUUGACGAGGAUCACGAUGAGAUAAUUGCCAAAAGCAUGGUUCCACCGUUUCAUCCAGACGACUUUAAGUAUGCAUCGUUCGAACGAGACGAUUCGAAUUUGAAAGACAUUAAAGAAGAGGAGGAAGAAGAUCGUUCUACACCACCCAGUAACGAACAAAUUGCGUCGCGAAAAGAGUCAACAGAAAUCUCGGAUCUUACCAAUAAAGACACAAUCACCGUUGUCGGUUUGGAUGAACAACCUCCACGAGCAGUUUCCCCACGCGAAGAAGAAGUCUUAAAGAUUGUCGCAAAUGUGGCGGAGGUCCUCAAAUCCGAAAAGGAUAUCGCGGAAAUUAUUCCCGACUUCAGUGAGGAAGAAUUGGAGAGGAAACUUCGUGGAGCAAGUCCAAGACUUGACGAUGAGAACGCAACCGUUCAACGAAUGCUAGUAACCACCAGCAGUGAAGAUGGAGGUGAAGAGAUCGAAAUUUGCCCCGAGGGAACAAUUAAAUUUAGUCCCGCGUGCACUACUCCGGACGUUUUAUCUGGCAAAGCCACUCCCGACAUUCCUAAAGAUGUGGCUGAUGUUAAAUCAGAACGCGAUGGAAAGGAAGGCUUGGAAAUUAAUUUGGAGAAACAAGUGGAAAAGGAUGAGAAGCAAACGUCAGACCCAUCGACUCCAGAAGCAAAAACGUCAUCAAUUUCAAUCGACGAAAAAGAAAAACAUGAAAUACCAGAAAAGGCUCAAGUUGACGCCAAGACAGAGAAAGUUCCCGAAAUAGUCGCUGAUAAAUCCAUCGACGAAUCGACUUCACGAAAGGAGUCUGUAGUCAGUGAUUUCAUUGACGAUGUCUCGGAUCGCCGUGAAUCUGCUUUCAGUGAAAAAGAUUUUACUAAAGACGAAAGCUCAAUUGAUGGAUCUCGACCACCUUCGUCAAUAAGUAAUAAUUUGAAAGUUGAAAAAGAUGAAGACGAAGUUACCAUUAAAACCGACAUUGUUGUCGAUCAAUCAUCUGAAAUGAAAUCGGUCGUUGGCAAAGAAGAAAAACCGAAAGGUGAUGAAAAGUCACCCACUUUGAGUGAUCUCAAAGUAGAAGUGAGUGAUGAAAGACGUGAAUCUGCAGCUAGUCACGUCAGUGACAAGUCAGGCAUCGAAAUAUCCAGACCUGAUUCAAUAAUUAGUCACUUUAGUGACAGAUCGGAGCCAGAACUGAAGGAGAAACUUGGCUCGUCACCAGAUUCAAUAACAAGCCUUGAUAAGGCUAUGGCUUUUAUGAAAAGCACCGACUCCAAUCUACCAAGUACUGGAACAGAAAAAUUGUCUGUUUCGAGACCAGAAUCAGCUGCAAGUCAUACUAGUGACGCUGAUAAAACCGAAGAACUGGAUACAGUACGAGGUUCAUCUGUAACAAGUCCGAAAAGCGAAUCAGUGGAAGAAGCCAGUAAGAAGUCCGUGAUCCAAACCUCAAAAUCCAAAACUCAUGAGGAUGAUGUCACAAGUGAAAACCAAAAAGAAAAGGAAUCUCGUCCACUAUCUGCAGUUAGUCAUGUGAGUGAUGACGCGAAAAAUGCCAAGCCCGAAACCACUUCAUCGUCUCCAGCAAUUUCUAAAGAAGAAGGAAGCUCUUCAAAACCACCUUCAGUUGCUGAUGAUAAAUUAGAUGUGAAUGACGGAACAUCAAUACCACCAUCUAGUGCCAGCUGUGUCAGUGAUAAAGAGGAUAAAAAAAUUGCCGAACAUUCUCGUCCAGCAUCUGUGGCAAGUUCCAAGGGCGCAGAAGACGAACCGAAGGAUCAGAUCGACAUUUUAGGUGAGAAAGAAAACGUAUCUCGCCCUGCUUCUGCAAUUGAUGAUAAGAACGUACACAAGGAAUCUCGACCAGAAUCAGUAGCAAGUUCCAAAGGCGAGCAAGAGGCAGUGAAAGAUAAAACAACUGAUGACCAAGAAGAAGAAUCUCGUCCUGCUUCUGACAAUAAAGAAAUACAGAAAGAUUCUCGACCAGAGUCUGUCACUAGUUCGAAGGAUGGACAAGUAACACCGAAGGGUAUUUCCGGUGAUAAGGAAUCUCGACCUGUUUCUGCAGCUGAACAUAAAGGUUCUCGUCCAGAAUCGGUAGCAAGUUCCAAGGAUCUAAUAGGGGCAUCGAAAGACGAAAUUUCCGCUGAGUCUCGACCCUCUUCUAUAGUAGGAGAUAAAGAUGAACACAAAGAUUCUCGUCCAGCGUCUGCAACAAGUUUAAAAGAUGGACAAGCAACACCGAAAGAUCAAACUGACAUUUCCAGUGAUAAAGAAUCUCGUCCGCCUUCUGCAGUAGUUGAUCAAGAAGUACAUAAAGAUUCUCGUCCUCAGUCUGUAACAAGUUCUAAAGAUGGGCAAGAAACGCCGAAAGAUAUAUCAGGUGAUAAGGAAUCUCGACCUACUUCUGCAGUUGAGAAAGAAGACCACAAAGAUUCUCGUCCAGAAUCGGUAGCAAGUUCCAAGGAUGAAAAAGAAAAAGAAUCACGUCCUCCUUCAGCAGUAGUUGAUCAAGAAGUACAUAAAGAUUCUCGCCCUCAGUCUGUAACAAGUUCCAAGGAUGGACAAGCAACACCGAAAGAUGUUUCCAGUGAGAAGGAAUCUCGUCCUACUUCUGCAGUUGACAAAGAAGAACCUAAAGAUUCUCGUCCAGAAUCUGUAGCAAGUUCCAAGGAUGAAACACGAGCACCGAAAGAAGAAGUUUCCGCUGAGAAAGAAAAUGAGUCUCGUCCUCCUUCUGCAGUAGUUGAUGAAGAAGUACAUAAAGAUUCUAGUCCUGAGUCUGUAGCAAGCUCGAAAGAUGGACAAGCAACGCCGAAAGAUGUUUCUGGUGAUAAGGAAUCUCGUCCUACUUCUGCAGUUGACCGAGAAGCACCUAAAGAUUCUCGUCCAGAAUCGGUAGCAAGUUCCAAGGAUGGAAAAGAAAAGGAGUCUCGUCCUCCUUCUGCAGUAGUUGAUGAAGAAGUACAUAAAGAUUCUCGCCAUGAGUCUGCAGCAAGCUCCAAAGAUGGGCUAGCAACGCCUAAAGAUGUUUCCGGUGAUAAGGAAUCUCGUCCUACUUCUGCAGUAGAGAAGGAAGCACCUAAAGAUUCUCGUCCAGAAUCUGCAGCAAGCUCCAAGGAUGAAAUAGGAGCACUGAAAGAAGAAGUUUCCGCUGAGAAAGAUGAACACAAGGACUCUCGUCCAGAGUCUGUGUCAAGUUCAAAGGAUGGACAAGCUGCACCGAAAGAUCAAACUGAUAUUUCUAGUGAGAAAGAAAAGGAGUCGCGUCCUCCUUCUGCAGUUGGAGAUAAAGGUGAACAUAAGGAUUCUCGUCCCGAGUCUGUGGCAAGUUCAAAGGAAGGACAAGCUACACCGAAAGAUCAAACUGAUAUUUCAAGUGAGAAAGGAAAGGAGUCGAGACCUCCUUCUACAGUUGGAGAUAAAGAUGAACAAAAGGGAUCUCGUCCCGAGUCUGCAGCAAGUUCAAAGGAAGGACAAGCUACACCGAAAGAUCAAACUGAUAUUUCUACUGAGAAAGAACUUGAUAUUUCCGGUGAAAAAGGAAAGGAAUCCCGUCCUGUUUCUGCAUUAGAUGAUGAAGAAAUACAGAAAGAUUCUCGUCCAGAAUCAGUGGCCAGUUCAAAAGGCGAACGAGAAGUACUCAAAGAAAAACCCGACGAAAGAAAGGAGUCUCGACCUCCUUCUGCGAUUGACAAUAUAGAAAUACAAAAAGAUUCACGACCAGAAUCUGUAGCAAGUUCUAAAGAUGGACAGGUAGCACCGAACGAGCAAACUGACGUUUCCGGUGAGAAACAACAAGAAUCUCGUCCUCCUUCUGCAGUUGAUAAAGAACACAAAGUUUCUCGCCCAGAAUCGGUAGCAAGCUCCAAGGAAGAAAAAGCAGCACCAAAAGAAGAAACUUCGACCGAAAAAGAAAAGGAGUCUCGUCCUCCUUCUGCAGUUGGAGAUAAAGAUUCACACAAGGAUUCUCGUCCUGAGUCUGUGGCAAGUUCAAAGGAUGAAAUUUUAGUGACAAAAUCAACCGUCAGUCCACAACCGAUAAAUGUUUCAAGUGAUUCGCGACCACUGUCAGCUGCAAGCAAUGCUAGUGAAAAAGAUAUAACUGCUGUUGCAGAAGCCAGCCGACCAGACUCAGUGAUGACCUCGAAAUCUAAUGAAAUUCAAAAAGAAUCACGACCACAAUCGGCUGCCAGCCACACUAGCGACAAGGAACAAUCUCAACAUGAGUCUGUAACAUGCUUGAAAACGACCUACGAAAAGGUUGAAUCAGUUGUCGAAGUAAAAUCAGAACAUAUGGUAAAAGAAGUGAUUACCGAUAAGAACGUAAAAGAUACCCGUUCUCCAUCAAUUGCCAGUAGUGUGGGAGGGGAAAAGGAGAAGGAUGCUUCUCGAUCUCCAUCUGUAACCAGUCGUGACAGCGAUAAACAAGAAAUCAAAGAACAAACCAUCGAUUCACGUCCAUUAUCUGCUGCCAGCACUAAAGACGAAAAAGAGUCAGCACGACCUGAGUCAGUGUUGAGCGAUAAACUGGCACCAGAGAAUAUUUCUCGACCAGCUUCAGUUGCUAGUAGUGUCGGCGAUAAUGAAGAAAACAAAGUAACUAAGGACACAGCACAUGAUUCGCGUGCUUCAUCAAGAGCUAGUUUCAGGGACGAUAAAGAACAAACCCGACCACAAUCAGCAGUAAGUGAAAAAUCAAUAGACCGUCAGAAAACUGAUUCUCGUCCUCCAUCAGUAGCAAGUUUUACAAGUGAUAAAAUUGAAGCAAAAGAAGCUGAUAACGUUAGCGAUAAAGCUGUAGAACUGGAUUUGCGUCCACCUUCUGCAACCAGUUGCAAGAGUGAUAAAGAAACUACUUGCGCAGAAUCCGACGAUAAAGUGAAGGAUUCUCGUUCAGCAUCAGGAAUCAGCUCGACCGAUGUAAAGGACGUAAAACUACCGAAAGAGAAAGAUGACUCUCGGCCACCUUCGACUGCUAGUCAUGUGAGCCAAUUAAGCGAUAAACCAGGAAAUACAGAAGCUAAAGAAACCUCACGUCCUGCAUCAGUAGCCAGUUCAAAGGAUAACAAAGACGCGGCAAGGCCAGAAUCAGUUUUAAGUGACAAACUUGAACAGGAGGAGGUGAAAACUUCUCGUCCACCGUCUUCUGCGAGCCACAUCAGUGACAAAGUAGAACUUAAAGAAACAAAAGAAAGUUCACGGCCAGCAUCUGUUGCCAGUUCCAAAGACAACAAAGAUGUGACUCGACCAGAGUCAGUUUUAAGUGACAAACUUGAACAUGAGGAGGUGAAAAUUUCUCGUCCACCGUCUUCUGCAAGCCACAUCAGUGACAAAGUAGAACUUAAAGAAACAAAAGAAAGUUCACGGCCAGCAUCUGUUGCCAGUUCCAAAGACAACAAAGAUGUAACUCGACCAGAGUCAGUUUUAAGUGACAAACUUGAACAAGAGGAGGUGAAAACGUCUCGUCCUCCGUCUUCUGCAAGUCACAUCAGUGACAAAGUAGAUUUUAAAGAAACAAAAGAAAGUUCACGGCCAGCAUCUGUUGCCAGUUCCAAAGACGAAAAAGAUGUGACUCGGCCAGAAUCAGUUCUUAGUGAAAAACUUGAACAAGAACAAGUCAAAGGCUCUCGUCCUCCCUCAUCAGCGAGUCAUAUCAGCGACAAAGCAGUGUCUAAUGAAGCGAAAGAAAGCUCACGUCCAUCGUCUGUAGCCAGUUCUAAGGAACAGAAGGUCGCAACACCGCCAGAGUCAGUAAGCGGCAAAGAUUCUCGUCCUCCUUCAGCCGCGAGUCAUGUCAGCGAUAAAGUUGAAGUUAAAGAAAUCGAUCAAGAUUCACGCCCAGCAUCGAAAGCCAGUGUCGAGGAUGGCAAAGACACAUUAAGUGAGAAAUCUAAACCUGAACACGAACAAGUCAAAGAUUCUCGUCCACCGUCUGCAGCAAGUGAUGGCAAGCAAAUUGAUGGAACUCGGUCUCCGUCCGUUGCUAGUCAUGCCAGUGACAAAAUUGAAACCAAACAGUCAGAAGAGGAGAAGGAUUCACGUUCACCUUCAGUUGUAAGUCACAUCAGUGAUAAACCAGAAGUUCAUGAAGUGAAACCAGAUUCACGUUCACCUUCUUCUGCAAGCAGUGUUAAGGACGGUAAAUCUACUAGACCAGAAUCGGCUGGAAGUGACAAAUCCAUUAAAGAGGAAAAGAGUGAUUCUCGACCGCUGUCUGCUCAGAGUAAUGUAACUGAGAACGCAGAAGUUAAAUUGGAAGAAACAACGAAAGAAUCCCGAUCACAGUCGAUUGCUAGUCGUAUUAGCGACACGGUCGAAAUUGAAGAAAAAGUUGAUAAAGUGGAAAUAACUGAAUUACAGAAAUCGUCUCGGCCAUCAUCGGUUGUUAGCCAUGUAAGCGAAAAAGAAGAAGUCGAAAAAGAAUCUGCCAAAGAUUCCCCUGAACUACCCAUCGCUGCAAAAGACUCCCGAUCAGGUUCUGCAGUAAGUCAAGGACCAGAAGAUAUAUCACGUCCGGAAUCAGGACUAAGUGGAAAAGACGGAAAAUCAAAGGACUCGCGUCCUCCAUCAGUUAAUCUCAGCGAUAAAAUCGAAAAAGACACUAAAGACGAGGAAUUGUCACGACCUCAUUCACAAUCUAGCUCAGCACCAGAAGAGCCUAAAGAAUCAUCAACUGCUGAUUCAGGAGUUCAUCGGAGCAAUUCUGUUGUUAGUCACCAAUCAGAUGCUUUGAACAAAGAUUCACGGCCUACGUCGUCCUUAAGUCAUGACGAAAAUGCCAAAGAAGUUAAGAUAUCUCGCCCAGGUUCAGCUGCCAGCAAUAUAAGUAACAAGGAGGUAGUAUCAUCCAACGACAACGAUUCGGCUGCAGUUCAACCCGAAAAGCAGUCAAGACCACAAUCUUCCACUAGCAGCAAGCACGGUGAUGAUUUCCCGAGACCUGAUUCAGUCGCCAGUGGUGUUGGUGAUGACGCGCAUAGACCGUUAUCGGUAAGCAGUCAUAGAAGUGAAGAUGAGCAACAGAUUUCACGGCCUGCGUCAGCUGCCAGUAAUGAAAGUGACAUAGAAAAUUCGCAGAAAAUUGUCGAAGAUCUCACAAAAGCCAUCGAUAGAAAGCCAAGUCAGUCCGAGCAAUUACCCGCGGAUCUAGUACAAAAACCAAAGGACUCGAGAUCCGCCUCGGUUGUGAGCACAAUGAGUGAUGCACAUGACAAGGACAUUCAUUUAUCUCGCCCGGGCUCCGUUGCCAGUCAUGUGAGUGAAAAAGAUUCCAAUCAAAGACCAGGAUCAGCAACUAGUCAAUUAAGCGAGUCAAGGAGUCCGUCACGCAGAGAGUCUGCUGUAGAACGGUGUAGUGUUGACGACGUUGAAAUGGAAGUCAAAGUGAAGGAUGCACGCUCAAAGUCGGUUUCUUCCAUUAUGAUAACCAGUAUGUACAAGCCAGACGGAUUCGAACCGAUGGCAACAUUCGAAGAACACGGCGAGCAAACAAAGGAUGACAGUAUGAUUGGAAGUACGUCACGUAAGGCUAGCGAUAUAACUGAUUUGAUCGAUGAUGUGAAGAAAAUCGAUGCGAAAUUAACGUCGUCCAGUGUCGUUGAAUGCAAGGUGGAGAGCAGUUCGUCAGCAUCGCCCGAAACUGAACUUUCAGAUAAAAUAUCCACCGAGACAAUACUCAGUGGAAAAUCGUCACCAUCUGAAUCCAAAUCAAAUGUGAAACCAUCCGAAUCUAUGCCGUGCUCGUCACUGGAUGCACCGAAAUCUGGUGCAGAGAGCUUGUCUGGAAAGAGUACACCUGACGUCGCUGAUAUUGAAAAGAAAAUACUGGAAGAAACGACAACGCACCAGAGUCAAACUAGCAAACAAACUGAUGCCACAGAAGACCAUGAUUUCGACCAUAUCAGCAUAACCGAAAAAGUGUCCAAGACAAUUGAAGUCACAACUGCGGUGUUAACAGAAAUUCAGUCAACCUCAAAAUCUUCGGAAUCACACACAACAACCACAACAAGCUCUAGUGAAACACAAUCUGAAUCUGUGAUCAAGGACGGAGCCGUAAACAAAGAUGUUGUCACCACAAUAAAAACAGAAUUCCGCAGCUACACACCAAGCAGCGACGAUUUUGAUAUCCAUGAAACAAAUUCACCCCGUUCCGAUGUAAGUGCUGGUCAUAUUGCCCGAGUCGUGUGUGGAUGGACUGGAAGCGAUGAUGAUAUAACCAAUUCACCAUUAAGCACAACCUCACAAGCACCAUGCUCGCCACCGUCAAAAUUCACUUAUGAAACCGAAUAUGAACUCCAGAGAUCCAGUUCGGGAGUCAGCAAGAAAUCCGAGUUCGAUAUUGACGACAGUCAAGAUGAUGUACCGCCAGAAUAUGGAAGUGAAGAGGUCGCUUCUGCUAUUCCCAUUCCUCUUUCCGCAUACAAAACGGAUCCGAUGAAGACGUCGGUUUAUGGCAAAUUACCGGAAUCGGAACCAAUUCCAAUCACAACCACAAUAAGGACUGUAAUCACCAAACAAUAUGACGAAUAUGCGUCGUCUGGACCGGACUCGAGUAGCUGUGUCUCACAAGAAUCUGCGAGAUCGUCCAGUGAUCACCGAUUUUUGGAUGAAGCAGACUUAGAUUUUGAAAAAGCAUUGGAGGAGCACCGCCAAGUUCGCGGCUCCGAUGUUAUGUCGUCAGUGACAUCAAAAUAUGAAUUUUCACCAUCAAAGGAACCACUUGAAAGUGGAAAAUCUGCAGAGUUUCCACUAAGCGGCGUGCAGAAAGGUAAAUCAUUCGAUGCCAAGCCAGAUCAACCAUCCACCUCCGAAGUGCAAACAAAAACCGAAGAAGAAAUUCUGAAGGAAGAGGUGGAAGCGCGAGUAUUGUCAUGGGGUAAACCGUUGGGUCUUCCAUCACCGCUGCCGGUCGAAAACCAAACGACACCGAAGCGAGAACGUAAACUGAUGAUCAGUAAAACGAAAAUGAACAACGAAAAGAAUCUGAGAAAGCGAUCAGAGUCGCCAAUCAAGGGAAAGAAAGUGACUCCGAUCUACAUGGAUCUAACGUACGUGCCACACAACGGCAAUUCGUACUAUUCGCAUGUGGAAUUCUUCAAACGCAUCCGGGCUAGGUAUUAUGUAUUCUCUGGCACGGAGCCCAGUCGAGACGUUUACAAUGCAUUGCUGGAAGCCAAACAAACUUGGGAGGAUAAGGAAUUAGAGGUGACAAUCAUUCCCACAUACGACACCGAUGUGUUGGGCUAUUGGGUGUCGGAAAAUGAAGAUCUUCUAGCUAAAUAUCGCAUUGAUCUAUCACCAUCAGCAUCACGGUGCACCAUUAAUUUACAGGAUCACGAAACGUCUUGUUCAGCGUAUCGACUGGAAUUCUAGGUAGCCGGAUUAUUUAUAGAAUUUUCAUCAAACUGAUGGAGCACAGACAUCACACAGCAAAAAAAUGCUUCGGUUUAUUUUAUAAAUUAUUCAAAAAUUGAUUGUGUAACGGUUCUUGGUCGGAUGUUUGUUUAAAAGAAAAACAGAAAAAAAUUUCUCUUAGAAUAAUUGGAUGAAUUUGAUAAAUUACUGGGAACCGCAUGUUUGAACCAGAAGUGACUAAUUGGAAAGAAAUUGAUUCUAUUAAAUAAAUUUGAAAAAUUGGGCGGGAAAUUUGAAAUGUUGACGGUUCCAAAAAUGAAACGAAAAAUUUAUUGCAAAUCUUACCUGAAAAAUGUGAGUACAAUUUAGCAAAAUAUUUAUUAUUGUACCUAUAACGGCUUAUCAAAAUCAAUUCGUAACAAUAAAUUUUGUUUCCAACUGAUUUCGCUGUGAACACGAAACAAUUGGAAUUUUCGAUUAUUCUGUCUCUUCACACAGACAGCAUUGAUUCAAUCAGAUUGCUUUUACAAAGACGAAAGAAAAUUUUUGUUGAGAAAAAUUCAAAAUUAAAAUUCGGUUCACACUAUUUGGUGUUAUCUGGUCCGCAGCAUCUUUAACUACAAAGCUCUAGCAAUACCAGUUUCAUUCGUGCAGUAAAAUGGAACAGUGCUGGCCGAUGAUGCUUGUUUUGUUAAUCGUAAGAAAAAUUAAACGAACGAACAUAAUGUUAUUAGCAUGGAGUUCGUGCAGAAAUUCCAAGCAAAUGCAAAGCACAGCUCAACUGCACGAAAGCAACGACAAAACGGUGUAACUAUGUAUCUUAAGAGUACUGUUUCGGAAAACGGAACUAUUUUACCGAAUAUCUCAGGUAUCCUGAUACCCUGUCAGAUCAGGCCUCGGGUUAUUCAAUUUCGGGACGAAUAAGGUUCUAUGUAAAUUCAGGUCACGUCAGAUCAGAUAAUGUCAGGUUGGCAGUGGCAGGUAUUUUAGACCAGGUGUCAGCAGAGCCUGAGCCUUUAGGACGUCGAAUGACGAAAAUUUUUAAAUGGUCUAUUGGUCAUACAAAAAAUCAUAAAGCCCUUUGGCUAUCGCCAAAAUGCCCAUCGACCUAACUUGAACUUUAGCAAGAAUUUUAUCCCGUGUGACAAUAUCGUUCAUAUACUCAUUAUAGUUCAACAAGGCAUCACAAGGUUUCGCUGUAUUAAAAGAAGGAGUCCUUGUGAUGACAGCUGCUGUCAUUUUGACAGUUGCUGAUGCUUUGUAUGUUGAAGAUGCUUCGUUCGAGCUGGAAAAGCUCACAAAGACAAAGAAAAUACCAAACUAAGAAAAAUUGUUACAAUAAACUAGGAGCUCCUGAAUUUUGGUGUCGUUUCGUUUAAUCCAAUCAAAUAGAAACAACAAUAAACAACAUUGCAUUGAUAAAAGCAAAUGAUUGUGAAAAGAAAAAACAAUUAAAAAGUAACUUCAGUCACAAAUAUUUUUAUACCAAUUAAGCUGUUGAAAGUAUGAAAUUAAAACAAAUGAAAGAGAGAAACUCUAAUUAAAAUUAGACAUUUUACUAAUAUAAAAUUAUAUUUGCACACCUACACACACACAGAAAAAAAAGAAACCAAAAUAUUACCAGAACUAAAAUGCCAUUUUUAUUAUACUAAAACUUAUAAAAUUGUGAAGAAAAUUAAAUUUAAAAAAAAAUAUUUAAAUGUUCAUCCAUAUUAAACGUAUGCUAUGUAUAUAAAUACCAGAGAAACUCUGAAUGCGGCACCUCUCAGGAGACGCCGCUCAUCAUUUCUUUGAUGGGUAUAUGCAUGGUGUACACGAAAAAAAGGUUUUCAUUAUAUUUGAUUGUUACAUUUAUUAUACACACACAGAAAACACGUCAUCAUCAGACUAUUAAAUAGAAAAUGAAAAUAAUUAAAAACUAAUAAAUGGAACAGUCCGGUAAAUUUAAAUGUUAAAAUUAUCCAGCCAUUUUAAAAACAUAUUUACAUUAUGCCAAUAAAAUAAAGAAAAAGAAAAUGGAAAUUACAACCGCAAACUAAAUAAUUAUACACAGUAACAAAUAUGCCACAAUGAACGCCAUCUAUCCAUGUUCAUUGGACAAAUUCCGAUGAUAAACGAUGAAUCGUUUUUUAGUAAGGAAAUAUUUCCCCAAGGGAAAAUUUCUUGUUCGUUUUUUGCAACGAGAUGAAAAACUUUUUUACUUUCUAACAUAUUUUGGAUUUCACUCAAUCAAUAGAGAGUCAAAAUUGAUGCCCAGUAUACAGUACUCAAGGAAAUGCCCCAUGUCUGUCUAAUUUUCAAGCUCAAGAAGUGUUAAAAAAUUGCAGAUGGCGCUCCAGAUUAACGUCGUACCAUGUACAGUACAGUACAUGGAAACCUCUUAAUAGCUUCUAACAGUAGUUCCAAGGUCUUACAUGAUGAUGCUACUAUCCAUUAGGCUAAAAAAAAAAUCGUGUUUGGUAAGUUGUUAAGUCUAGACAUACCUGACAGGUGUAACAACUUAAAGAAUCCCAACGAUCUACUGUACAAUUUGAUUUUAUAGAGCAUGGAUUUCAGGACUAUGUCAGUACUGUCACUGAUUGACAAUGUAGGCAAGUCGGUUUUCUGUCACUUCAUUAUAACAAUAAUUUCAUGGACAACGUGACAGAAAAUCUGUUAGCAAUUGACUGACUUUGAUUUAAUUUUGAAGCUGAUAAUACCGACUACCGCUGAUUUUUACGGGAGUGACAGGAUCCCGAUUACUGCAAAAACCUUCCCUAUGCGUACUCUAGCGCAGCGAAGCAUUGAAUCAAUAAUUAGCAUUUCUCCACAUUUGAGCUGUGUACUGGGCCUUAUAAGGAAAACGUCUUUACGUUUGAAUCGGAACACUUAGUAAAUAACCACUGCGAGAUUAAGACCACAAAAUAUAAAAGAACUAAAAAUGUCCAUUUGAAAUGACAUUGCGUCCGAUAUCAUUUUUUGCAACUGUUGUAGAUCAAGUGGUUGAUGUUUCGCAGUGUUCAUGGAUUUUCUUUGAAAGUUUUUCUUUUUAAACUGCUUCAAAACGAAUUCAACAAGACAAAAAAAAAAAAAUUUAGGGGAUAAAAUUCUCAACAUUUCAUUACUUUCCAAGCGAAGCCCAUAGUUAUGGAUGUUUCGCUAUAAAAUAAUUUUUUUUUUAAUGAAAUGAAGAAACAAAACACAAAUCUGAAUCGAAUUUAAAAAUUUAAAAACAAAACUAUUGGUUGACAAAACAAGGAAGGAAUACAAUUCAUUGCACUUGUGUCGAUUUAUGUUUAUUUUUGUUUUAGUCGUUAUAACAGAAAACUAAACCAAAGUUAAAAAAUAAAUUUUAAAAAAAUUAAAAUUGUAGAACAUGUUGUCAGUUGUCACAUCAAAUUUUAUGAGAGAGUAAAUUUACUAACCCAAGCAAAAAAUCUAACUUCUUAUAAAUGUUUAUCCAAUAUAAACUCAAAGACGAAUCUUAUGGUUCCAUUCUUAUUUUCUAUAAAAAAGAUAAAGAAAAAAAUAGGAGAAAAAUAGAGAAGCUUGCGUUAAAAACCAAAUAGUUUCCAAAAAAAACAAUUCCUUUUGUAUUAAAAGUUUAAACAAAAAAAUAAUAAAAAAUGAAAAUUACAUUUCGUAGAAAAGAUACAAUUCAACAUUCAAAAUGGAAUUGUAAAUUUUAUUAUGAAAAGUGUUUAGAAGAGAGACUUAAAUUUAUUAGUUGUUAAUAUUAUACCGCUCACCAUUACAUAAUAUAUAUAAAAAUUUCUAAAUACUACACACACACACAUGCUGUUUAAUCAACAAAGAAAAAAAAUAUUUAAAAAAUCAACAAAAAAAAACCCGAGAUACAAAACCAUUAUAGACUUAUAAGCAUAAAUGUUAGAGUCAUUUGAUUAGGAUAUUUAUUGAAUUUGUAAAAUUAGUAAUAGAAAGGUUCAAUACCAGGUACCUUUUAAAAAGCAAACUUCUUUUAAACGAAUGAAAAAAUUCGGACAAAACUGGUGUCACCGCAUCAUACAAAGGAGAUUAUUAAAAGAAAAUUUAAAAAAAUUUUGGAUUUUAAAAACAUUUUGAACAAAUUUGAAAAUAAACAAAAAAUUGUGGAGCACGAAUAUCAGUUUCUAGAUGCAUUUAACAAAGAAAAAAAAAAUUAACAAAAAAUUGAAAAUAAUCAAAAUUCUGUCAUUUGUUUUGGCCUUUAUGUUUUCAGAAAACGAAGAAGAAGAAAAAUAUAACAAAAAUUCUAUUAAUGAAAAUUGAAAGUUAAAAACUAAAAUGAAAAAAAUUAAACAAAAAGAGAAAUGGUAUGUUUAAGUUGAGGAUUAUUUAUUGUGCAAAAACUUAAUGUCGCAACCAAAAUACUUAUUGUUGGCUAAUUUUAUGGAUAUUUUUUGCCUUUAAGUUAAAUUUAACCUCUAAAUUUAUGAGCAAUGAUAAAUGCUAAUACAAAGCUGUGACCAAAGAGGCAUUUUUUUAGAAAGAAAUAUCUUCGUUGAAUGCUUAAGCUAUCCUGUCCCAAAACGAUUUUUUUACUCAGCAACAAAAUUUAAAGGAAAUUUUUCAGUGCUAUGCGUCCCUCUUGUACAGCCUUAAAAACGAACUGAAUACAUUACACGUGGACGCAAUUCAUAGGAAUAUCUUAAAUAGUUUUACCGAUUUCGAGUGGAAUUCUGGAAUCCAAGAAAGCACUCAAUCCUCCAGAGGUGUCGAUUAGUACUAAAUCCUCCAGAGGGUCGACUAGUACUGAAUCCUCCGGAGGUGUCGAUCAGUACUGAAUCCUUCAAAAGGUGUCGACUAGAACUGAAUCCUCAAAAAUGUGUCGACUGAAUCUUCCAAAAGAUGUCGACAAGUACUGAAUCCUCUAUAUAAAUGAUGACUUCCGAAAAGUUAGAAUUUGUUGAAAAUUUAGAACUUAUCCAGAGCAUCAUGUGAAUAAGUCAAUACUAAAUCAUUGUCGAGUAUUCUGAGUUCUGGAGAUUGUAACUCAAGUUUUAAGAAUGUAAUAAUGUGACUCUUCAAUACCUUUUGGAGACCGCCAUCUGUUAUGGACAGAAAAAUAAACAAUGAACAUUGAGCUAUGAGACAGUCGUGAAUGUUUAAGAUAAACGAAGUACAAGAUCUUGUUGAAAAUGCUUAGAUCGAAAAACGUAACAGAUUCAGUAACUAUGCCGGUUGUGAAAGGUUGAAAUUCAGAAAGCUUCGAAAAUUCAAGGUUUAGCGAAUAGACGUGGAGCUCAUCUAAAGUUAGAAUUUAGUCGAUUGUUCUGCAUCCAAAGCUGCCGAUGUUUGUAGCGAGGCUGUACAAUUUCUAUGAACGCAUAAUAGUAAUUUGACAAGUUACGCAAUUAAACAGAAUAUCUGAAUUUUGUUAAACAUUCUGUGCAGAAAAAAUUAGCGGAACUUUCGUCAGAGAUUCCCAGAAUGAAUUUCCUUUAAAUUCUUCUAUUCAGCUUCCAACUUUUAACCUCAAAAUCAACCUCACGACUCUAAUUGUUCAAAUAUUUUACGUUGCAUAUGACAAAUUGCUAAACAUUUUAUUUUACGUGUGAGGAAUCAAUAAAAUGUGAUAACAAAAAGUGAAUGAUGAACCAAAUGGUGAAAAAAAAAUUAUUUUUCUUUCUAAAACGCAAUGUGAUAAUUUCGACUUUUUUUUAAAAGGAAAAAUGAAGGCAAUUCAUGUAAUUGCAAAAUGAAUAGGAAAAGAAUUUAUAAAAUUGAAAAGUGAAAAGUGGCAGCACCAAAAAAAGAGAGAACUGUAUGGAGAGGAGAGAAUGACACAGACAUAAAAAAAUGUGAAUUGAAAAAGGCUAAUUAAUUCGAGAAAUUAAAGAUAAUGAAAGAAAAGAUGAGACCGAUUUUUUCUAUAGUUUAACCUUCAAGUGCUUUGAAUAAAUUCAGUUUUUUACAUUAAUAAAAGGAAAUGCUGAGAAAAAUAUUUUUAAUAAAAAGAUGAAAAUUAAUGCCAUCAGAAUAAAAUAGAUAGGCGGGGAAUGGUGAGAACAAAUUGUUAAAAAGAAGAAGAAAAAUUAUUUUUUUUUGUAAAUUUAAGAAAAUAAUCUUUAACUUUUGUCGGUGUAAAUGAUGAUCGACUCAAUUCCGAUAUUAUAGGCAAAAUGUCGGUAAAUUCAGUAUAGUUCCUCCGGGGCCGUCGAAUGUUUAUUAGAGAUAGUUAACUAACUUUGUACUUGUCAGAACAUGAAAGAUGCUUAUAUCCGUAAUUGACACCACUCAGAGAAGCAUUACUGUUCUCUACGAAGGCACACAACACAGUGUGAAAAUGAAUCACUAGCGCCACCUGACAAAUAGAUAUUGUUUCAACGAAAAUUGUUGGAUCGUUGAUCCAUCCGACGAAGGAUAAAGAUUAGUGUCACUAAAGAGGAAAGAAAAUUCACAGAAAUUCUGAAUACCAAUUUCGCUUUACUCAUAACGGUAAGGCUUGUGCAAAUUUAGAAUGGCUUUCAAAUUUUGCUUAUAAAAAGGUUAAAAAGAAGGAAGAAAGAAGAAGAACCACUUGAACCGCUAGAACCAAAUGUGAAUUUUCCUUCCCUUACUUACUAUUAUGUUUCAUAAACAAAAAAGAUGGGAUGGAAUGUGACUUUAUCUUCCUGAAAAUUAUAUAAGUUCACAAUCCACACACACAACAUACACAGGAAUUAUAGAUCGCUGUUAUCAUAAAAAGAAAAACCAAAAAAUAUUUAAGAAUGGAAAGCAUUUUAUAUUUAAAAAUGGAAAAAAAAUGUAACAACAUUGCAGUGGACGUGAACAUUAUUCUAAUUAUAAAAAUGAUUAUUUGUAAAACGACCGUAUGAGCUAAGUUAAAGGUUAAGGUAACGUUUGUAAUUGUAAUCAAUAAAUGAAGAAGAAGAAAAAAAAGAAGGAAGAAUAAAGGGAGGAAGAAGAAAGAGGAGACGAAGAAAGAGAAGACGAAGAAAGAGAAGAAGAAAAGACGAAAUAGGUGAAGAAAAGGAAGCGAAGAUAGAGAAGAAAAACUACAGAAAUGGGGUUGUUGGAAUUUAUGAGUGUUUUGUUUGCAAUGCACUGUACUUCUUAGAUAGAAAGUUAAUUUAUUGUUUUAGAAUUUGUACGCAAUCAUAGACUUUAAUUUGAAUUGCCUUUAAGUUUGCUACAAAUUACAAAUAAAAAGAGAUAGAAGGUAGACUCAGCAGAAACUGACCAGUAACUUAAAUUAAUCGUAAUUUUGCUAUUAGUAAUUGAUAGAGAGUAUACAACCAAAACCGAAGCUAUGAAUUCGAUAGAAAGAAAAUUAUUACCAAAAAAUACAGGGGAUCAAAGAUUUCAUUUUCGUUAUAAUAAAAAUCUUUCAAUCAAACCCAUAUCAAUCAAAAAAUAAUUUAAAUGAACGCAAAAAAAAAAAUUGAUCGUCGCUUACGCACUAACACAAUUGGUAGAACGAAUUUACUCCCUUUUUGUUUGGGCACGAUGAUAUAGGGUUUUGUGAACAAAAUAUAAAUUAAAGUUUGGUGCUAAAAAUGAAAUGCCUUUGGUGAAACGGGAAAUUGGAAAUUUUCUUUUUUUUAUUUAUUUUCUUUCACCAACAAAAUUUAUCACCGAGAAAAAUUACGAAAAUUUGCUAUUGGUUUGUUCAAAAUCGUUUUAAAUGAAUUCCAUUUUAAUCGAUGUUAGGUCGCCUUGCUAGUAUUUUGUAUCGGAAGCCAGAAGUCCUCAGUGUUAGAUUGUUUCAGUGAGAUUCUUUCCUAAAAAUUUGCAGAUUGGAAUUGGAAUUCUUAUCAUUUGAGAUUUCCAAAUUCCUUGUAAGUAGAUGAUAAGAUUUUCAAAAAUCGAUACAAAUCGAUUUUUAAUCUAUAAUCGAUGCAUGGAGAUACAGCGAUAAUUACCGACAAUCGAUAAUCCAUUUUAAUCGAUUUUUACAUUUAAAAGUCGGUUCUUAACUAAACUACAAAGAAAAACGUAAGUUAAAAUGAUCUGCUCUUAACGGCGCCUCCGACAGCUAAUUUCAGUUUUAGUACUAAUAUUUUUAAAUCGAUGUUUCUUAUCGACAAUCGAUAUUCGAUAAUUUGUGAUCAUCAUUAAUAUUCUUUCAAAAGUAUCGACAAUCAAUUCUAAAAGUACAAUUCCUUUAAGCUCUCAGAAUCUGUUAGGUACGUUUAAAAUAUUUGACACUCUCAACUGGUGCCAUCUACACGGGAAAAUGAAAUAUAUCACUGUCGACUUCUUCGACGUACACAUUUUCUUUGAUCAAUUUAAAAUGGAAUUCAUACUUUAUAAUACUUGAGAGACAGAAAGCUUUCAAUGUUUGUUGAAGUAAUAAAAGAAAGUAAUAAAAAUAAGUUUAGCAAAAGAGGAAUGCACUUUGUUUUUGUUGCGAAAAAAGGUAAAUUUUUUGUUGCGAAUAGAAAUUUUAUGGGAAGAAAAGAGAAACGAAAAAUAUAAAAUCUCUUCACAAAAUGAAAUUAAUUACCAAAAACACGAAAAUAUUUAUUCCAUCAACUUAAUGAAUUUACAUAUUUUGCUUCUCUAGUCAGUU
Bradysia coprophila is the source of this 22953-nucleotide messenger RNA. It is a transcript of the gene futsch, whose product is annotated as microtubule-associated protein futsch. Gene Ontology annotation, molecular function: actin binding; microtubule binding. Gene Ontology annotation, biological process: dendrite development; axonogenesis; microtubule cytoskeleton organization. Gene Ontology annotation, cellular component: cytosol; neuronal cell body; microtubule. Lineage: Eukaryota; Metazoa; Arthropoda; Insecta; Diptera; Sciaridae. The record is from RefSeq and is a predicted model, not a curated record.